Molecule: messenger RNA, 4831 nt
Organism: Protopterus annectens (West African lungfish)
Lineage: Eukaryota; Metazoa; Chordata; Ceratodontiformes; Protopteridae
Gene: IPO9
Product: importin 9
Exons: 24
Coding region: 136-3246 (1036 amino acids)
Biological process (GO): protein import into nucleus
Cellular component (GO): nuclear envelope; cytosol
Molecular function (GO): small GTPase binding
Source: RefSeq, a predicted model, not a curated record
UUUCUCCUCCCAGUAAACCAAGUCCUCCCCCAGUUGUCUUGGCGCGUUAUAGGCUGUAAGUGCUAAAUCUUGGGCGGCGGGAAGUGCACAGGAGUACACUUAACAGUAGCACUGGUAUUAUCCUUCAGAGGAAGAAUGUCUGGCAUUAAUUCUUCUUGUCCCGGUUCGGUUCUGGGUCCAGUGCAGCAGGGUCUUAAAGAAGCACUUGUAGAGACAUUGACAGGUAUUCUUUCACCGGCACAGGAGGUGCGGUCGGCAGCGGAGGAGCAAGUUAAAGUGCUGGAAGUAACGGAGGAGUUUGGUGUACACUUGGCAGAAUUAACUGUAGAUCCUCAGGGAACACUAGCGAUCCGUCAGCUGGCAUCUGUGAUCCUGAAGCAGUAUGUUGAAACUCAUUGGUGCUCUCAGUCGGAAAAAUUUAGACCACCAGAGACCACAGAGAGGGCCAAAAACAUUAUUAGAGAUCUCUUACCGAAUGGCCUACGAGAAUCUAUUAGUAAGGUCCGAUCGAGUGUUGCUUAUGCCAUAUCAGCAAUUGCACACUGGGACUGGCCUGAAGCAUGGCCGCAACUGUUUAACCUGCUUAUGGAGAUGCUGGUCAGCGGUGAUUUGAAUGCUGUUCAUGGAGCCAUGCGAGUUCUAACAGAAUUCACUCGUGAAGUAACGGAUACACAGAUGCCUCUUGUAGCACCCGUUAUACUUCCAGAGAUGUACAAAAUCUUCACAAUGGCUGAGGUGUACAGUAUUAGGACAAGAUCUCGUGCAGUAGAAAUAUUUACUACUUGUGCCAACUUAAUCUGUGCUAUUGAAGAAGUAGAAAAGGGUGCUGCCAAGGCGCUGAUUUUUCCUGUGGUCCAGCAGUUCACAGAAGCCUUUGUUCAGGCACUGCAAAUGCCAGAUGGCCCUACCUCAGACAGUGGUCUCAAAAUGGAAGUCCUAAAAGCUGUCACUGCUCUUGUGAAGAAUUUCCCUAAGCACAUGAUGUCUUCCAUGCAGCAGAUCCUUCCUAUUGUGUGGAACACUCUUACUGAUAGCGCUGCUUUCUAUGUCAGAACAGAAGUGAAUUACACAGAAGAUGUAGAUGAUCCCGUGGAUUCUGAUGGAGAGGUUCUAGGAUUUGAAAACCUGGUUUUCAGCAUAUUUGAGUUUGUGCAUACCUUGCUUGAAAAGAACAAAUUUAAAAGUACUGUGAAGAAGGCACUCCCUGAACUGAUCUAUUACAUCAUACUGUACAUGCAGAUCACAGAAGAACAGAUUAAAAUGUGGACUGCCAAUCCUCAGCAGUUUGUUGAAGAUGAGGAUGACGACACCUUUUCAUAUUCAGUGAGAAUCUCUGCACAGGAUCUGCUGCUGGCUGUUGCAGCAGAUUUCCAGAAUGAGAGUGCAGCUGCUUUAGCUGCAGCUGCUACCAGACACCUCCAGGAAGCUGAGCAGGCAAAGAAUAGUGGCAACGAACACUGGUGGAAAGUUCACGAAGCUUGUAUGUUGGCUCUGGGAUCUGUGAAGAGCAUCAUUACAGACAGUGUGAAGAAUGGAAGAAUUCAGUUUGAUAUGCAUGGAUUUCUCAGCAAUGUCGUCCUUGCAGACCUCAAUCUUUCAGUGUCUCCUUUCCUUCUGGGCCGUGCUCUUUGGGCUGCUAGUCGUUUUACUGUGGCCAUGUCUCCUGAGCUAAUACAGCAGUUUUUGCGAGCAACAGUCAGUGGUCUGCACGAAACACAGCCCCCAUCUGUACGCAUCUCUGCAGUUAGAGCCAUCUGGGGUUACUGUGACCAACUGAAGAUUUCUGAUAGCACGCAAGUACUGCAACCUUUCCUGCCCAGUAUCCUGGAUGGUUUGAUAAGCCUCGCUACGCAGUUCAGUUCAGAGGUGCUCACCCUUGUUAUGGAAACCCUUUGCAUUGUUUGCACUGUAGAUCCUGCUUUCACAGCCAGCAUGGAAAACAAGAUUUGCCCGCUCACUAUUGCGAUCUUUGUCAAGUACAGUAAUGAUCCUGUUGUGGCUUCUCUAGCCCAGGAUAUCUUCAAAGAACUGGCACAGAUCGAGGCAUGUCAGGCUGCCAUGCAGAUGAGACUGAUUCCUACGUUGGUCAGCAUUAUGCAGGCUCCUUCAGAUAAAAUUCCUUCAGGGCUAUGUGGUACUGCUGUAGAUAUUCUUACCACUGUGGUUCGAAAUACUAAGCCACCACUUUCAGAGAUGCUCAUUUUUCAGGCAUUUCCAGUGGUGGCACAGUGUACAUUGCAUACAGAUGACAAUACUGUCAUGCAGAAUGGAGGCGAGUGCUUGCGAGCCUAUCUCUCUGUAGCCAUGGAACAGAUUGUACAGUGGCAUGAUGAACAAGGUCACAAUGGGCUUUGGUAUAUGAUGCAAGUGGUGAGUCAGUUGCUGGAUCCACGAAUGUCUGAAUGCUCAGCUGCAUUUGUAGGCAGGCUCGUUUCCACACUAAUCUCCAAAGCAGGGACACAGCUGGGUGAUAACCUGGACUUGAUCCUGAGAGCCAUCCUAAGCAAGAUGCAGCAGGCAGAGACGCUAAGUGUGAUGCAGUCCUUGAUUAUGGUAUUUGCCCAUUUGGUGCACUCGCAGCUGGAGCCCUUGCUUGAAUUUUUGAGUAGCCUUCCAGGGCCAACUGGCAAACCUGCUUUAGAAUUUGUGAUGUCAGAAUGGAUGAGCCGGCAGCACUUAUUUUAUGGACAGUAUGAAGGAAAAGUAAGCACUGUAGCACUUUGUAAACUCCUGCAGUAUGGCAUUAACUCCAAUGAUAAACGACUUCAGGACAUCAUAGUAAAGGGGGAUGAGAUCUUCAGUGAUGAUGGAAUCCGUACAAGAUCAAAAGCUGCAAAAAACCCAGAGCGCUGGACAAAUAUACCUUUGUUAGUAAAAGUCUUUAAACUGAUCAUCAACGAAUUAUCGAGUGUCCUGGAAGCAAACACAAGUCGACAAACUACUGCAGAUUGGGGUCAAGAUGACUCCAAUGAUAUGUGGGAUGAAGAGGAUGAUGAGGAGGAAGAUGAAAGUUUACCGGGGCAGAUUUUAUCUGAUUUGCUUUCUGCAAAUAAAUAUGAUGAUAAUUACUAUGAAGAUGAUGAGGAGGAUGACCCUGACGCCUUAAAGGACCCCAUUUAUCAGAUAGAUUUACAGGCUUAUCUGUCGGACUUUCUUCGUCAGCUUGCACAACAGCCUUGCUAUGCUGCGUUUUCAGGUCACCUCAAUGAAAGUGAGAGGAGGAUUCUUCAGACUGUUGGUAUUUAAGCAACAUAGAAUGCAGUGGAACAUUUCAGUCAUUAUGCAAGCCCUGUCCAUGGUUUGUCCCAUGUUUUGAGUCCGUGAAGCACUUGCUGCAGAGCAUAGUUCUUGGUGAGCUUGUCCAAAACAUUGUGCUGCCUUUUGAUGAGACAUCGUUAAAGAAAGGUCUGUUGCUGAGCUGGACAUAAAAGGAAAUUCAGAGUAAAUGUACUAGGAUGCUUAGAAAUUGUGUGCCAUCUUCACCACAAACGUUUUUCUUCUACCACAUAAAGUCGGUAGGCAGGAGUGCCAAAAAAUGAAAUGUGAGUCUGUUAUGAGCAAGUGGAAUUGUGAACCAUUCUAAACGGACUUCAGUCUGGUGCAAAACCAGGACUGGUAGGAAGAUGAAAGCAACAUAAGGUGCCCUGUAAUGAGAUAACAAGAAUGCAGAGACUUCUAACCUGGAUCUGUAACUUCAGCUCCAUUCACACUCGUUUCCUAAACCCAGUAAAAAUUUGAACUGUCAGCAGGGGAAGGUUUUAAAGUGACAAUUAUCUGUCCUAGUUUGACACUCCUUUACAGAGUCCAUGUUGAAAGUGGCUAGGUUUGAUGUGAAGAACCUUUUCACUUGCUUACCUGGUUUCGCACCAUCCCAUCCAUGCGUGUUUUAUAAGGAGCAACCUUUUCGGGAAGAGAUUGUGUUAAGACUCUUGGCAAGUUUUUGUGAUUUGCUGUUAGGUAACAGACAUUUAUUAGGGUGUUUAAUUUUCCUUCAUUUUGCCAGCUGUGUGGAUGGGUUCCCAUGUAUACAGUAAGAGAAAUUGAGCAAAGGUAGUUUAACCAAAACUGUGCUGGUUCUUUUGCAUCUUGGCAUCUGCACCAUUGUUCUGUACAAACAUGGGACAGAAAGAAAUGUAGUGCAGUUAUGAGAUAAUGGUUUUAGACCUUUACUUCAAGAAAUUAAGGACUUGUAAACAAGCAACAUAUUUUUCCCAUACACACUGGUAAGGAUCUUUUCACAUACUGCUGUGUUGUAGGUUUAAUACUGCAGCAUGAUUAUGGUGCCAGACUCAUCUGACAUCUGUUUAAGGUUUAUUAGUCAGAAAUCUUCGGUUUAUAUAGGGUAUGUAUUUUGAAAUUGAAGUAACAUUUUCAGCCUGUAAUGCAACCAUGAUCUACAUAUCACUGUUGCCCAUCUGGUUGCAGCUAAGUCAGAGUGCCUUCAGUAUUGCAUUAUUUGAAAGAGUUUUCUUGUGAUGGGAAGUACUUUUCCUUGGAAAAGUACCCUGUUGUUUUUGUCGCACAGUCCUGUUCUGCUGUAGUGUGUGUUUAUAUUGAAAGCAGUGAUCUUUUCAGGACUAGUCCAACAAGUUGGUGCCCUGCUGUCUAACCGUAGGGAUUUAGUUUCCCCAUCCCAAAAAAAUAAAAAAAUGUAGUUAACUUCCAGUGUAUUCUUAUAGAAUGCAAAAAAGCAAGUGUCAUAGUUGCAAAACAAUUUCCAUCAGUAUUAUGACACCUGUUUGCCUUGUGUUCCCAUAUUGGGGAAAUGAAAGUGAUUUAAAGUGGAGUAAACUUGUUUUAACAGUUUUGUCAAUAAAAUGAUGUAGCCGUU